Vitis vinifera (wine grape) is the source of this 1625-nucleotide messenger RNA. RefSeq lists its product as uncharacterized. Lineage: Eukaryota; Viridiplantae; Streptophyta; Magnoliopsida; Vitales; Vitaceae. The transcript has 6 exons. The record is from RefSeq and is a predicted model, not a curated record. Bases 564 to 1226 code for a protein of 220 amino acids.
UCUGAAAGGGUGGCAAGAAAAAGCAAGACCUCAAGGAAUAAAAGUAAAUUCAUAUAAACUUUCUGAGGAAAAGUAACAAAAAUGGGAUGUGAAAGAAAGCAUUAAGGAUCAAAGGCAUAUUGUUUUCUGCAAGAUCAGAAAGGUUUUUGCAGAUUUUGUUUUUCUUUUUUUCCUUUAGUCAAAUGAAAGGGAAAAGGACAAAGGGAGUGGAUAUGAUGGGAUUGAAUUGCCAGGGACAUAAUCAUGGAAAGUGAAUGAAAAUAAAAAGGGGGUAGAGAGAGAGACAUGGGAACGAAGAAGAGGCAAAAGACUGGGAAUGGUGGGGAGCCCAUGAGACGUUUCCAAGAAAGGGAAAACGAAUCUCAACUCUAGAUUUUUUUUCCAACCCCACCCUCUGCGCCCUAUAAUCUACAUGCCUCUUUGUUCUUUGUUCUUUUUAUAUUAUUAUAUUUAUAUGGUACCGCUCUUCAUUGUCACAAACAAUUAUUCAGCCUUUGUUUUUCGUCAUUCAAUCACCUCAGGAUUGUUACACAGUGACUCUCAUAAAAAGUCUGAUUCAUAGCAUGAGCACUCAAGAUUUAUCAGAGCAACAAAAUGGCUCAGAGAGGGACAUUGAGGAGGAGGAGACAUUGCUCUUGGACCUCAAUUAUCCACCUCCCAGUGACAAUGUGGCUCUGGAGAGCACCUUUACUAGUUCUAGUCCUCUAGAAUUGUAUGCCAAAGAUCAAAGGUGGUCUAAUCCUCAAGCUACAAAUAAUGUUGAUGCGAGUGAUGAUGAUGUUGUUAUUUUAUCCUCUCCAAGGAGUUUCCUUGAGGCCAGAAAGAAUUCCAGGAGGAAUGCUGAGGUGAUAAUGGUGAAUGAUAAUGAUAUAGAAAUGCCAGGGCACCUAGGUAUUGUUUUUGAUGAUAUAGAAAUGCAAGGACACCAAGAGAUUGCUCAACAGAACAAAAUAGAUACCGAUUUGAAGCUAUGCUUGGAACUCUUCAACAAAACUGAGACAGAAAAUGUUCAAAUACCUACAGAAGUGCCCUCACCAGAGACACCCACCUUCACUUGCCCAAUUUGCAUGGAUCAAUUGACUGAAGAGACAUCAACAAAGUGUGGUCACAUCUUCUGUAAGGAGUGCAUUGAAGGUGCAAUGGCAGUCAGUCAAAGGUGCCCUACUUGCCGGAAAAAACUUAAAAAGAAAGACAUCAUCAGGGUCUACCUUCCAGGCAAGAAAUAAAAUGAAGCCAAUACCCUGUCAUAAUAAGUGUUUUCAUGGUUCAUUUUAGCAUUCAUCUACCAGUUCUAUGCUUCAUGGUGGGGAGGAGGAAAUGGCAUUUUGGGGGCUUCAGUAUGUGAGAUAUCUUGAUAUUUUUCACCUUUUUGUGAAGUGGUUGGUGGGUCAGAUUGUGUAGGAUGUUGUAUAGUGCCCAGCUUAACUGGUUUCUUCAAUUGCAAGCUUACCAUUUCACCAUGAGCAUGGUUUCUCCUUUCCAACCUUUACAGCAAUUAGUGUUUUUUUUCUUUCUUUUCUCUUUUUAUUGGUAUUUGUUGGGAAACGUUUGUUGAUCCCCAAAACACUAAUCCUUUGUAGAGCUGAUAUUUCACUGAUAAAUCUUGUAUCGGGAUAUUGCACUGA